Messenger RNA from Manihot esculenta (cassava), 1408 nucleotides. Its product is annotated as putative MO25-like protein At5g47540. The record is from RefSeq and is a predicted model, not a curated record. The coding region runs from base 140 to 1162 and encodes 340 amino acids. Gene Ontology annotation, molecular function: protein serine/threonine kinase activator activity. NCBI's taxonomy places the organism in Eukaryota, Viridiplantae, Streptophyta, Magnoliopsida, Malpighiales, Euphorbiaceae. The transcript is spliced from 11 exons. Gene Ontology annotation, biological process: intracellular signal transduction.
AGGCUACCAACUUUCCUAUUUUCAGAAAAAUUACAUAGAUGGCAAUGACGUUGUUGCACCCUUCUUUCUCGGAAAACAAACACCUCUUCCUUCUCUCCCUCUCUCACUUUCGCAACACAAAACCCUACUACUCACUCAAAUGAAGAACCUCUUCAAGUCCAAACCCAAAUCUUCUGUCGAAAUCGUCAGGCAAACUCGGUCCCUUCUCCUUCUCCUCAAUGGCAGCGGUGACUUUCGCGCCUCCAAGCGGGACGAGAAGAUGGACGAAUUAAAUAAACACAUUCGAGAGCUAAAGCUGAUCCUUUAUGGAAGUAGUGAUUCUGAGCCUGUUGCCGAGGCUUGUGCACAAUUGACCCAGGAAUUUUUCAAAGAGAACACUAUGCAUCUUCUCAUUGUCUCUCUUCCAAAACUAGGCUUGGAGGCACGUAGAGAUGCCACCCAAGUGGUUGCAAAUUUACAGAGGCAACAGGUUCAGUCUCGGAUGAUUGCUUCUGCUUACUUGGAAGCUAACUUAAAUCUUAUUGAUAUUUUGAUAUCAGGGUAUGAGGAUCCAGACCUUGCUCUGCAUUAUGGUGGUAUGUUGAGGGAGUGCAUACGUCACCAGAGCAUUGCAAGGUAUGUCUUGGAAUCGGGACACAUAAAGAAGUUUUUUAACUAUAUACAGCUUCCUAAUUUUGAUAUUGCAGCAGAUGCCAUGGCAACUUUCAAGGAGCUUUUGAUCAGGCACAAGUCCACUGUUGCUGGAUUCCUUUCAAAGAAUUAUGAUUGGUUCUUUCAGGAUUUCAAUUCCAAGCUGCUGGAAUCUGACAGUUAUAUCACCAAACGACAAGCUGUUAAGCUUUUAGGUGAAAUUUUACUUGAUCGUUCAAAUUCUGCAGUCAUGGUACGAUAUGUGAGCUCCAAAGAUAACUUGCGGAUUCUAAUGAAUCUUCUGAGGGAAUCAAGCAAGAACAUCCAGAUGGAUGCAUUUCAUGUGUUCAAGCUAUUUGCUGCCAAUCAAAAUAAACCUCCUGAGAUUGUUAGUAUACUCAUCGCAAAUAGAAGCAAGCUUUUGCGAUUCUUGGCUGAGUUUAAGAUGGAUAGAGAGGAUGAGCAGUUUGAGGAAGACAAAACGCAGGUGGUCAAAGAAAUAGCUGAAUUAAAACAAGCAAGUAGCCCUUGAACGGCCAUGGAGUAUGUACAGCCUGUAUUAUAUAGUACGAAUUAAGUAUUGCCAGAUGAGGCUAGCUGCAGAUGGCAUCACCUGAUAUAACAGGUUCAAACGAAAUAAAGAAACUAAUAAUGAGUGGUGAAUUUCUUGUUAGAAUUUUUGUAAUUUGAUGGAAGUCUGUUAUGUGAGAACGUUUACACAUUACACAAGUUGGUUGUUUUGGGAGUUGAAAUAAACUAAACUAAGCUAAAUUGGAUA